Molecule: messenger RNA, 394 nt
Organism: Symbiodinium pilosum
Lineage: Eukaryota; Dinophyceae; Suessiales; Symbiodiniaceae
Source: the annotation of a GenBank genome assembly
GAUGGCUUUUCUGACGUUCCGCUGACAUCGGUCUUCGGUGGCUACAUUCUCUCUGGCAGCCCCUUCGUAGAGGAGGCUGGGGCAGCCUGCAACACACUCCUGAGACAGGCUGUUGAAAAAUUCGGCGAUCGCUGGGUCUUUACCUUGAACAUCUACCCCUACUUCGACACCUCCAAUGCCCUGGAUAAGGGCACCACGGACAAAUGCACCAAGGCUACCAAGUCCUCGGUCUGUUUUGACGACGACUGCAACUUGCCGAAGAUGGCCACCACCAUGCGGCAGCGGAUGCAGCUUCUAACGGGCACGACAACAAGCCUCCUUUGGAUUGGCGAGACGGGCUGGAGUUCCCCUCAGGCGGAGACAUUGGCGGGCUCGAACAAGCAGAUGGCUGCUU